UUUCUGCUUUUUCUCAGUCGUAUCGCAAGCAAACAAACAAAAAUGGGCCUUUCUAUGUACUUCCGACCGCUUCGAGGCAUCCUCACCAAGCUCCCCACCUUGCCCAAGGAAGUUCAGGAGAAAAUGUUGCAAGGCAACGGCAAGAACCUCCCUGGUUGUUCGCUGUAUUGCUGGAUGCCCAGGCACGGCAAUCCGACCGAGGGCUACGACCCGAACGAUGUGCUUAUCGGAUACGAGGAAGAAGAACACUGGAUUUGCAGAAUCCACUACGAGGGCGACACCCAGUACUUCCGCCGCAAGGAACAUCCCAUGUCCCAGAAGGACUGGACUCUGUUUUCCGAGCAGCUUCCCAAGUAUCUUCAUGGGGAGAGGGAGUCCUUUGAUGACUACUUUUUGUUCUGGUGCUUCUGAAACGGGUUUGUGGGCGGGAAGUGUUUGCCAA
Capsaspora owczarzaki ATCC 30864 is the source of this 442-nucleotide messenger RNA. RefSeq lists its product as hypothetical. Bases 43 to 411 code for a protein of 122 amino acids. Lineage: Eukaryota; Filasterea; Ministeriida; Capsasporidae. The transcript has a single exon. The record is from RefSeq and is a predicted model, not a curated record.